Molecule: messenger RNA, 1303 nt
Organism: Saccoglossus kowalevskii
Lineage: Eukaryota; Metazoa; Hemichordata; Enteropneusta; Harrimaniidae
Product: tRNA pseudouridine(38/39) synthase-like
Biological process (GO): mRNA pseudouridine synthesis; tRNA pseudouridine synthesis
Cellular component (GO): cytoplasm; nucleus
Molecular function (GO): RNA binding; pseudouridine synthase activity
Source: RefSeq, a predicted model, not a curated record
CAAGAGAAUUAUACUCGUUCGAUUCAGUUCGGUUUCUACAGACACACAGUAAUAGCAUUCUGUUGAAUCGUUUUGACAAAACACAUUUAAAUAUUUGUAAUUGCUUCAGAACCACGUCAAGCUAGAAACUUAAGUUCAAAGGUUACAGCCACCAUGGCCACCAUUCAUUGUUAUUACCGGUAGAACCAAAUCCACGAUGGAAGAUGAAGUGGACCGAACAUGUGGUAGUAGUAAAAUUACUCUAGAUCGUCGACAAGAUUUACUUGCCUGCUCCAAGGAAGAGUUGAUUGACCACAUAAGUGUACUGCAAUCACAAAUUACUGCUUUAAAAGGUUACCAAGCAACAGCAGCUGAUGGUAAUUGCAGAUUAAAACCUAUCAAGACAAAGAAGAAGCCCAGACCAUUUGAUUUCACAAAAUAUAACACACGACAUGUGGCGCUUAAGAUAGCAUAUUUGGGAUGGGAUUACCAGGGAUUUGCCAGCCAGGAUAAUGAAAAAAAUAACACAAUUGAGGCAAUGCUCUUUGAUGCUUUCCAGAAAACACGGUUAAUAGAAAACAGGCAGUCAUCAUGUUAUUCUAGGUGUGGAAGAACAGAUAAAGGCGUCAGUGCUUUCAGUCAAGUCAUAUCAAUUGAUCUCAGAACUAAUUUAUUAGAUGGUACAGAUGCUUUCAGCUUUCCUCUUAUCAUUUGUUUAGGGGAUAAGUCAACAGAAAUCCGAUAUGUGCAUAUUUUAAAUAAAGUUCUUCCUGAUGAGAUAAGAGUGUUAGCAUGGACUCCAGUAGAUCCGGAUUUCGAUGCAAGAUUCAGUGCUCGUAGCAGGACAUAUAAAUAUUUUUUUCCUAAAGGAGAUUUAAAUAUUGAGCUUAUGCAAAUUGCAGCUCAGAAGUUGGUAGGAGAACAUGACUACAGGAAUUUCUGCAAGAUGGAUGUUGCAAAUGGUGUUGUGAAUUUUGUGAGAAAAAUACUAAGAAUUGACAUUGUUUCUCUGGAUGAUGGUGAAAAUGGAUUUCAGAUGCAUGAAAUUACUAUAAAGGGACAAGCAUUUCUUUACCAUCAAGUCAGAUGUAUUAUGGCCAUACUAUUUCUUAUCGGGCAGUGUAAAGAGAAAUCUACGGUAAUUGAUGAGUUGUUAGAUAUCACAGAGAAUCCAUGCAAACCACAGUAUCCUAUGGCAUCAGAAUUACCAUUGGUUCUAUACGACUGUCAAUAUGAGAAUAUAAAUUGGAUUUAUGAACAAGAGGAUCAAGAACUCAAUAUCGAACAUUUACAGAAAAGAUGGACAUCACAGAUAAUUAAGUAA